AACCCAAAAUUUUCUCGAGAAAAUAUUGAUAUCUAAGGAAAGGUAUUGUGCAUUGAACUAAAAUCAAAACCAACUCUCGAAUAAUUAACAAAGCCAUCUGAUUCCCCGCUAGUCCCAUAUUCUCCGGUAGUCAACAUUAAUCCAAUUAAGACCCACAGUAUAUGGACUUCUAUACCCUUCUCGCUUAUCAUUGAAGGCGUACAAGUCCCGCGCAGAGUGACGUGGCAAGACAUGAUUGGCCUGAGUGGAUAUCCUUGAAAAACGGAAAUGACAGAGAAGGUAUGCAUCCCACAAAGGGAAAAAAAUGAAGAAACCAUUCAUAUUGUCUCUGCUUCUCCUGCUGCCUUUCUUGGCUUCAUCCGCAGAACGCCAGGUGCACAUAGUGUACCUUGGAGAGCACAGCAUUGCUGGGGAGAAAUCACUGCAUGAAAUAGAGGGCACCCAUCACUCUUACCUUCUCUCUGUGAAGAAAACAGAGGAAGCCGCAAAGACUUCUCUCAUCUACAGCUACAAGAACUGCAUCAAUGGCUUCGCCGCCAUGCUCACCCCCGACGAGGCCUCCAGACUCUCCGAAAUGGAGGGAGUGACGGAUGUGGUAAAGAGCCAGCCCGGGAAGUACUCCCUCCACACCACUAGGUCGUGGGAAUUUGCAGGGCUAGAGGAGGGAAAAGGUGGAAGCUCGGAUUCGAAGAGAUUGAGAAAGAGGAAAGCAGAUGUGCUGGCAAAAGCAAGAUACGGCAGAGAUGUCGUGGUUGGGGUUCUUGACAGCGGCGUGUGGCCGGAAUCAAAAAGCUUCAGUGAUCAUGGGAUGAAACCCGUUCCCCAUUCAUGGAAAGGAGUCUGCCAAACUGGUGAUGCUUUCAACUCAUCCCACUGCAACAGGAAGUUGAUCGGAGCUCGCUACUACCUUAAGGCUUAUGAGGCCUAUUACGGUCCCCUAAACCGAACCAUUGACUACCUAUCUCCCCGUGACAAGGAUGGCCAUGGCACUCACACAGCCUCCACCGUGGGAGGGCGGAGGGUCCCCAACACCUCCACCCUGGGGGGGUUUGCCUUAGGGACUGCCUCUGGCGGUGCAUCCCAUGCCCGCCUCGCCAUUUACAAAGUCUGUUGGCCGAUUCCCGGGCAACCCAAAGUUAAUGGGAACACAUGCUUCGAGGAAGAUAUGCUUGCAGCCAUCGACGACGCCAUUGCCGAUGGAGUUCAUGUGAUAAGCAUGUCCAUUGGAACUGAUCAGCCCAUCCCUUACACCAGUGAUGGUAUAGCCAUUGGAUCACUUCAAGCUCUCAAACACAAUAUCGUGGUGGUUUGCAGUGCUGGGAACUCCGGCCCUACACCCGCAACCUUGUCCAACCCGGCGCCUUGGAUCAUGACUGUUGGCGCUAGCAGCAUCGACCGAACCUUCAUUGCUCCGGUUGUGCUCGGCAAUGGGGAGAAAAUUGAGGGACAAACAGUAACUUCAUACAAGCUGAAGAACGAACACCCACUAGUUUAUGCUGGAGAUGUAGUGAACGAGCAUGUGCCCAAGACCUAUAUUGCAGGACAGUGCCUACCUCACUCCCUCUCACCUGCAAAAGUCAAGGGGAAGAUUGUACUGUGCCUAAGAGGCAAUGGAACAAGAGCUGAGAAAGGCAUGGAGGCGAAGAGGGCCGGAGCCGCCGGAUUCAUUCUCGGAAAUGCACCGGCAAAUGGAAACGAGAUCUCGGUCGACCCCCACGUGCUUCCUGCCACUGCAGUUGUCUCUGAUGAUGCAAUAAAAAUCCUCCAGUACAUAAAUUCUACGAAGAAGCCAACAGCCACCAUCAUCCCAGGAAAGACAGUACUGAACAGCAAGCCAGCCCCCUUCAUGGCUGCCUUCACCAGCAGAGGCCCAAAUGUGAUUGAUCCUAAAAUUCUCAAGCCUGAUAUCACAGCUCCAGGACUAAACAUACUGGCAGCAUGGACUGAGGGCGAUUCCCCAACAAAGCUGGCUGACGAUCACAGAAUUGUCAAGUACAACUUUCUCUCCGGGACUUCUAUGUCGUGCCCUCACGUCUCCGGUGCCGCUGCUCUUCUCAGAGCCCUCCACCCUAAAUGGAGCAGCGCCGCCAUAAGAUCCGCUCUCAUGACCACAGCUGGGGUUAGAAACAACGAAGGAAUGCCAUUGACCGAUGCAUCGGGCAACCCGGGCGACUCCUUCCAGUACGGAGCAGGCCAUUUCCGACCGACGAAGGCUGUGGAUCCGGGUCUCGUGUACGACGCGUCGUACAAUGACUACCUUCUCUACCUCUGCAGCGUCGGAGUCCAGAAGAUUGAUCCGAACUUCAAGUGCUCGAAGAAGAAACAUGCACAGCACACUCUCAACUAUCCCUCCCUCGCCAUUCCUCAACUCAAUGGCACCGUGACCGUGAAAAGAACGGUCACGAAUGUGGGAGCAGCACAGAGCGUGUACUUCAUGUCGGUGAAACCCCCGGUAGGGUUUUCGGUUAAGGUGUCGCCCAGUAUCUUGUACUUCAAACAUGUUGGGCAGAAGAAGAGCUUCACCAUCACUGUGAAAGCUCGAGAGGAGGCUUUAGCUGGUGGGGAAGACAAGCAUGAGUAUAAAUUUGGGUGGUAUACUUGGAAUGAUGGAGUUCAUCUUGUGAGAAGUCCCAUGGCUGUGUCUUUAGGCUAGAGUGAUUUUUUUUGUCUUUACUUGGUAUACUUAACAAAAUAAUUAAUUACAGGGGUAUGGCAAGAAGGAAAUACCUUAUGCACUAAUUUGGAGUAACGAAUGAGGAAGAGAAAAGAAGAGGAAGUGGGGUGGGGGCAGGUGUAAUUUAGACUUAGGUAGAACAAUAAUUUUAUUUAUUAUGGCAAUGUUUAGUCUUGUUUUAGUUUUCAAUACUAAUAAAAAAAUCCAAUUGUUGGUUUA
Messenger RNA from Malania oleifera, 2893 nucleotides. RefSeq names its product subtilisin-like protease SBT5.6. The transcript is spliced from 10 exons. Lineage: Eukaryota; Viridiplantae; Streptophyta; Magnoliopsida; Santalales; Ximeniaceae. Gene Ontology annotation, biological process: proteolysis. Gene Ontology annotation, molecular function: serine-type endopeptidase activity. The record is from RefSeq and is a predicted model, not a curated record. Bases 305 to 2653 code for a protein of 782 amino acids.